Molecule: messenger RNA, 978 nt
Organism: Homarus americanus (American lobster)
Lineage: Eukaryota; Metazoa; Arthropoda; Malacostraca; Decapoda; Nephropidae
Product: proteoglycan 4-like
Exons: 1
Source: RefSeq, a predicted model, not a curated record
GACCCCAGAGGAAAAUACCCCAAACCCCAGGACCCCAGAGGAAGAUACCCCAAACCCCAGGACCCCAGAGGAAAAUACCCCCAAACCCCAGGACCCAGGGAAAAUACCCCAAAACCCAGGAACCCAGAGGAAAAAUACCCAAACCCCAGGACCCCAGAGACCCCAAGGAAAGGAAAAUACUCCCAAACCCCACGCGAUUCGAGAAAAUACCCCAAACCCCACGACCCCAGAGGAAAAUACCCCAAACCCCAGGACCCGAGGAAAAUACCCCCAAACCCCAGGACCCCAGAGGAAAACACCCCAAACCCCAGGACCCCAGAGGAAAAUACCCAAACCCAGACCCCAGAGUGCCCCCCAAACCCCAGGACCCUAGAAACUACCAAACCCCAGGACCCCAGAGGAAACUACCCCAACCCCAGGACCCCAGAGGAAAAUGCCCAAAACCCCAGGGAACCCAGAGGAAAAUACCCCCAAACCCCAGGACCCCAGAGGAAAAUACCCCAAACCCCACGAUUGGAGAAAUACGACCCCAGAGGAAAUACCCCAAACCCCAGGACCCGAGGAAAAUACCCCAAAACCCCAGGACCCCAGAGAAACUACCCCCCAAACCCCAGGACCCCAGAGGAAAAUACCCAAACCCCAGGACCCCAGAGGAAAAUACCCCAAACCCCAGGACCCCAGAGGAAAAAUACCCCCAAACCCCAGGACCCCAGAGGAAAAUACCCCCAAACCCCAGGACCGAGGAAACCCCAAAACCCCAGGACCCCAGAGGAAAAUACCCCAAACCCCAGGAACCCAGAGGAAAAUACCCCAAACCCCACGACCCGAGGAAAAUACCCCAAACCCCAGGACCCCAGAGGAAAAUACCCCAAACCCCAGGACCCCAGAGGAAAAUACCCCAAACCCCAGGACCCUAGAGGAAGUAAACACGGGAAUAAUACACCAAUAAUUCGAGUCUUUCACCUGUCCAUGUUUUAG